CUGCAACGCUGGAUACAGGCAGAGGUGGACAAAAACCCUCAGCUGAUGGAGAGACGAGAGCAGCUGGGGCAAGUGGAGGAGUGGGUGAAGCAGAAGGAGAGAGAGUCCACCUACACCCGUCUGCUGUACAGCAAUGCCUGCCAAUUUAAACAAACAGCACAAGAAUACACAGAAUCAACUUUGAUCAAUUAUAUUCCCCCCUCUCCCACCCGGCACCCAACAUACAUCCCAGUGGUCAAACAUUGAAUAACAACAUACACACAUAUAAACAGACAGUCCAAAGAAAACACUUGAUGACAUAAAAAAAAAAAACACAUAAAAUUAACCAAAAAAAAAAAAAAAAGGGUUCCACAUAUUAAUUAAUUUACAUGUAUUUAAUCAAAAUUGUCCCUCUCCACUGCUCCUCACUGGCGACCUUCUAGGAAGGCCAGAUAAGUGCCCUACUUCUUACCAUAAGCACCCAAACUGUCCAGCCGUCUAUGUGACAUCUCUUCAAAAACCGCCACUCUGCCCAACUUGGUGCACCACUCAUGAAAUGAGGGCACACCAGCCGACUUCCAUUCCCUAAGAAUUACCUGCCUAAUGAUCAUCACGCUGAUCAGUCCUUGAGUGUGAGUCGGUGAUGAAAGGUCUUUAUGGAAUGUUGGGAUUGGAGUACAAAGACGUGGACUCGGAGGAGGAAGGAGAAGAGGUCAAAGAAUCACAGGAUGUCAUUCAUAUCACAGAUGAUGACGAGGAGGAUGGAGAGGAUAAUACUGGCCAUGAUGAAGAUGAGGAUGAUGAUGAUCUUGUUGUCAUUGAUCUGGGUGCUACCAAAGAAACCUUGGAACCAAUGCUUGAAAAGGUGACUGUGGCCAUGCAGAAGUCCUCCAGACUGGUUCAGGACUUAGUCCAAAUGGUGAAGAAAUCUUCCUCCAUAAACACUGAAUCAUCAUCAGAUAUCACCUCCAGACCCUCAUCAACCUCGACCCCUGAGAUCAGCCGUUUUGAGUCUGUUACACCUACGCAUUCUUCCCCACCAAUUAACCAGACAAAACAAAGCCUGGAACUAACAGACAACUCCUUUGCAAUAAUUAAGACGGAAUCUCUAUGUCCUUCUAAAUUGUCCUUGUUCCCAAUUAAUUCAGGACAGUGUAAAGAUAUUAGAGGUCCUAAUUCAGAUUCCACAGCAACGAUUAAGACUGAAACUCAGUUGACAGCAUUAACCUCUCCUGAAAUGACUUCGCUUCAGAGCAGUUCAAAACAACACAAAACUAUUAAGACUGAAUCUCAGUUGAUGGAAUUGACUCCUUCCGAACCAAGCAGUUCAAAACAAUACAAAAAUAUCGGCAGUCAUAAUUCGCCAUCCAUAGCAUCAAUUAAGACUGAAUCUCAAUUAACAGCAAUGACUCCUUUCGAACUAUCAUCAAUUCCAAGCAGUUCAGAUCAAUGCAAAUCUAUUGCCAUGGAAAAUUGGUCAUCCAUGGCAAUGAUUAAGACUGAACCUCAAUUGACAGAAGUAACUCCUGAAAUGUCUUUUCUUCCAAGCGAUUCUGAACAAUUUGAAACAAUUCCCAGUUGUAUUUUGGACUCAAAGGUAAAAAUUAAAACAGAACCUCAAUUGACCUCCAAAAUGCCUUUGCUUCCAAUCAAACCAGAACAACCCCAUACUACUGCCAGUCAUAAUACAGCAUCCAUAGCAACAAAUGAGAUUGAUCCUCAACAAGCAGAAAAGACCCCUUCUGAAAUGUCUUCACCUCCAAAUGGUUCAGAACAACACAAAAUUAUUGCUAUUCAGAAUUCGGAUUCCACAGCAUCCGCAUUCCACACUGAUCCUCAAUCGACACAGGUGACUCCUUCCGAAAACUCUUUGCUGCCAAGCAGUUCUAAACAACCAAAAACUAUUGCCAGUGAUAAAUUGGCUUCUAUGGACAAGAAGACGAAAAAAGCGACAAAAAGGAAGAAAUCUGCCAAAUCCUCUGCGUCCUCGACAAGUGCCACGACCAGGCUGAGAUCUUCAACAGCUGCUGCAUCCAACACCAACAGUCCUAUUUCACAAUCUGAAACAUCAAGUACACCCUCACCUGUAGAAAGUAAUGCAGAAUCAACUGACAUAGAGGAGCCUGAAAGCCCUACAAACUCUGAUGAUUCAUCGGAUCCAUCAUGGUUUCCUGAUUCACCAUCAUCCUUACGAUCAUCUACAAAUACGUUUACCAAAAAAACAACCAGCAAAGCUGUAACUGGCUCAUCUUCAAGCUGCUUUUCACCUGCUGCUUCUAUUGAAUCUUCAGAUGCUAUACAAGUUUCCAAGGCGUCAUCCAGUGAAGUUUCCAAGGCGUCAUCCAGUGAAGUUUCCAAGGCGUCAUCCAGUGAAGUUUCCAAGGCGUCAUCCAGUGAAGUUUCCAAGGCGUCAUCCAGUGAAGCUUCCAAGGCGUCAUCCAGUGAAGCUUCCAAGGCGUCAUCCAGUGAAGCUUCCAAGGCGUCAUCCAGUGAAGCUUCCAAGGCGUCAUCCAGUGAAGUUUCCAGUGAAGCUUCCAAGGCGUCAUCCAGUGAAGCUUCCAAGGCGUCAUCCAGUGAAGCUUCCAAGGCGUCAUCCUGGGAAUUUUCCAGGGCUUCAUCCAGUGAGCCCCCCAAGCCUUCUAAGAUACCUAAAGAGAUCGAACUGAAGGUCAGCACAGAGGUUUUGGGGAAGUGGAAGGAUAAGACAUGGUGUCGAGGAACAGUAGAAGAGGUCCAAAAAACAGAGGAUGGCAACAUGUAUAAGGUGGAGUUUAAGAAUGGCAAAAAAAGCAUGCUGCCUGCUCACCAAGUGGCCUGUCUGAAGUCUCCGUUGCUCAAGGAUCUGUAUAUUGGCUGUCGUGUUGUGGCCAGCUGCCGAGAUAAUGAAGGAAAGACCUGGUUUAUUGGUGCAGUGCUUGCUGAACUUCCUGAUCGCAAGAAUCGCAUGAGGUUCAUGGUGUUUUUUGAUGAUGGCCAAGUUAUUUAUCUCGCACUGCCAGACCUUCAUUUUGUCUGCAAACAAAUGAAAAAGGUAUGGAAGGACAUUGAGGAUGAGACAGUUCAGUUGGAGGUAAAGGAAUAUCUCUGUUUUUAUCCCAAUCCCAUUGCCGUUGUGCUUCGCGUGGGGCAGGAGACUAAGGCGGAGCGGAAUGGCAGGUUUGAGCCCUGCACGGUGCUCCAAUUGGAUGGAAGUCUGAUCCAGAUCUGCUUUAAGAGGGACAAGCAAAAACAAUGGGUGUAUAAAGGCUCAGAAAAGUUGGAGCACAUUGUUAAUAUCAAGAAGCGUCUUGCUCAACAUAAAACACAACCCGCUAAACCAGGAAGUGCUGUGCCUCAGCAAAAUACAACUUCCCCCUCGACAACAGUUAUCUCGGCAACUGUUACCUCAACAGCUGUCUCUCCCACACAUGCAACCCAUCAAGCUGAAACCGAAGUCACCAAAACACCGUCUAUUACUGCUCAAAAUCCCACAUCAGAUGUAAGAGUGAUCCAACAAGCUGAUGCCAUAGUCACCAAAACACCAUCUAUUAACCCUCAAAAUCCCAUGUCAACUGUCACUCCCACAAGAGUGACCAGACAAGCUGAUGCUACAGUCACCAAAACACUGUCUGUUAACCCUCAAAAUCUCACCUCGGCUAUUUUACAACCUAAAAUCAUCCUCCAGAGGUUGGUAAUGCCCUCAUCCAGGGUAGCAAAGGCUAAUAUGCAAACAGUGGAGUCUUUAAGAAGUUCAAAACGACCAGCCCCUAAUGAGAGAGAGGAGCAUUUUUCAGAGAAAGACCACUCCAAGUCUGCAUACAUAUAUCAUCGCUGUUGUCCAGCAUGUCUGGAUGGGGUGAGACCGUCACUGGUUGACAUGCAUCAUGGUCAGAACCCACUUCUUAUUCCUUUGCUUUUUAAGUUUCGUCGAAUGACUGCUCGGAGGCGCCUCGAUGGAAAGGUUUAUUUUCACAUUUUCUAUCGUUCUCCGUGUGGGCGGAGCCUAUGUGACAUGGCGGAAGUGCAAGAAUACCUGUUCGAAACACGCUGUGACUUCCUCUUCCUGGAAAUGUUCUGUAUGGACCCGUUUGUCCUUGUGAAUCGUGCCCGACCCCCUUCCACUUCAACCAGCCAGCCUCACCUGUACCUGCCGGACAUAUCAGAGGGCAGGGAGGUGCUGCCAGUGCCCUGUAUUAAUGAGGUGGACAAUACACCUGCUCCUAAUGUCAAGUACACCAAAGAAAGAGUUCCAGCUCCAGGUGUCUCCAUCAACACAAGUCUAGACUUCUUGACUGGCUGUGACUGUACUGAUGGCUGUCGGGACAGGUCGAAGUGUUCAUGCCACCAACUGACCAUUGAGGCCACAUCAUUAUGCAGUGAUGGUCCCGUAGAUGUUACUGCUGGAUACACUCAUAAGAGACUGCAAACAGGCUUGCCGACAGGGGUGUAUGAGUGUAACCCUCUGUGCCGCUGUGACCCGAGAAUGUGCAGCAACAGGCUGGUUCAGCACGGUUUACAGCUGCGACUGGAGCUCUUCAUGACGCAGCACAAGGGAUGGGGCAUCCGCUGCAAAGAUGACGUGGCCAAAGGAACAUUCGUGUGUGUUUUCACUGGUAAAGUAGUGAAUGAAGACAAAGUGAAUGAAGAUGAGACAGUGUCUGGAAAUGACUAUUUGGCCAACCUUGACUUCAUUGAGGGGGUGGAGAAGCUGAAAGAGGGUUAUGAGAGUGAGGCAUACUGCUCAGACACAGAGGGAGAAAGCAAGAAGUCCAUAAAAAUGAAAACGGGGCCAUUAUGGAAAAAUACCCUCUACAAUGAAGACUCCAGCAGUGGUGAAGAAAAAUAUGAACCUAUGCAGGUGGAAACUGAGCAUGAGGAGAUGGAUGUUUGUGAUGAGUACUUAAGUGAGAAAACACUGUCCCCUGAGCCUCAUGAAAUAUCUGAAGAUACACAAAAGAAUUUGACUGUCUUGGCCAAUCAAAAAAAAGAAGGCCAAGAGAUCUCCACUCCGAGGCGCUGCUUUGCCAAGAAGUCAUGCCAGAGAAGAGUAAAACCACUAGAAACAUCUAAAACACUGAGUGAGACAACGAAGACAGUACAACCUGCCAACAACACCCGCAGGCUGUUCAACAGAGAGGAGGCGUGUUAUAUCAUUGAUGCGAGACAGGAGGGCAACCUUGGGCGCUACAUCAAUCAUAGUUGCAGUCCCAAUUUAUUUGUCCAGAAUGUCUUCAUCGACACACACGACCUCCGUUUCCCCUGGGUUGCUUUUUUUGCCAGCAAGCGCAUAAAAGCUGGAACAGAGUUGACAUGGGAUUACAACUAUGAGGUGGGCAGUGUGGAUGGGAAGGUUCUGCUGUGCUGCUGUGGCUCAUCGCGCUGCACUGGAAGGCUGCUCUAAUAUUGCUCUGUCAACUUAUGGAACACAAUGUCUCUUUGAUGUGUCAUUUAUCUAGUUAAAACCUAUGGCACUGUUUUGGAAGAAUAUUACAUUUAAAGACUAACUCCAGAUGAAAUGUAUAAUGCAAUGUAAGGUUUGAAUUAUUAUUUUGUCUUGUUGCUGUUAUUUGUUAUGUUUAUUACUUUUUAUUAUUUUUUUAACAUCUGCAAGAAAUGUGAAGAUUUGUAUAUUAUUUGUAAAUAAAAUAUUCAAA
Myxocyprinus asiaticus (Chinese sucker) is the source of this 5612-nucleotide messenger RNA. Its product is annotated as histone-lysine N-methyltransferase SETDB1-A-like. Gene Ontology annotation, cellular component: nucleus. Gene Ontology annotation, biological process: negative regulation of gene expression; heterochromatin organization. Bases 623 to 5359 code for a protein of 1578 amino acids. Gene Ontology annotation, molecular function: zinc ion binding; protein binding; DNA binding. NCBI's taxonomy places the organism in Eukaryota, Metazoa, Chordata, Actinopteri, Cypriniformes, Catostomidae. The transcript is spliced from 21 exons. The record is from RefSeq and is a predicted model, not a curated record.